AAAACUGAUAAUGAAGUCCCUCAAUAUAGAAUAUCAACGUGUAAUAAUAAAUAUAGGUUGAAUGUGGAAACAACAUUACUCUUCAUUAAACGAAACUGAUAAGGGAUUUUAGUAAAAUUUAUAAUCAUUAAUUAUUUAUGUUGUCUCGCAGUGCUUUGUUUUAUACGAACUCAGAAUCUCGUGUCGUAUAAACUAGAAUCAAAUUAGUACUUCUCGAUAAAUAAUUUAAUUAUUCUAUAAAAAGUGCGUGUGUGGUGAUGGUGAGUUAUUAGUGAGUGCGUUGUACAAGUAUAAUUGGAAUAAUGAGGUUCAAACAGCAGGUCACCAGGAGGAUUAUAACAGUUGAUAUGUCCGAUGAUCCGCCCGCUAUGGUAACAACACCAUCAGCCGAUGACAACCAUAAUGAAAUACGUGCAAAUUCCAAACAUUUAAGUGAAAAAAAUCUACCACUAAUUGAUUUGUCUAAUUCAAUUGUUAACGGUAUUAUCAAUAAUAAAAUAAAUUAUAUAGAAAAUAAUCAAGUUGACUUGAUUUACUCAAAUGAUAAUACUGUGGAAGAUAGUGAUGACGAAGGAAAACUGCAAGUGGUGUUGAAUGAUCGUGAUGAAGCUUCAAAUGGAACAGCUUCUCCUCUCACGAAUGGUACUAUAAAAGAAGAAGAUCUCACUCCUAUAUCCCCCGAUUAUUGCAUAAAGUGUCCACAAUGCCAGAAAGGGAUGCAAACAUUCCAAGCUCUCAAAGAGCACGUGGAAUGCUGUCACAUGGAGAUUUCCAACGUUUCAGAACCUAUCAGCUUAACUGCCCCCAGCGCCGUGUCCCCCACGCCAACUCUAGUCGGUACCGGAGGUCCUUUCGGAUGUUCACAAUGUACAACGACGUUUAGUUCCAAGGACCAAUUAGAAAAGCACGAAUUACUACAUUCGCCCAAUGCUCAAGUGUCCUGUAAAGUUUGCAAUAAAACUUUUGCCAACGUCUACCGUCUUCAAAGACAUAUGAUUAGCCAUGACGAAAGUGCAGUACUGAGAAAAUUCAAAUGUACAGAGUGCGAAAAAGCUUUCAAAUUCAAGCACCAUCUCAAGGAACAUAUUAGAAUCCAUAGUGGGGAGAAACCUUUCGAAUGUGGCAACUGCGGAAAGCGUUUUUCUCAUUCGGGAUCAUAUUCUAGUCACAUGACAUCAAAAAAGUGUUUGGUGAUGAACGUUAAAUUGGGCAGAACUAGAGCACCUCCCAGCAACGCACUAUUAGAUAAGAAUACUCAGCAAAAUUUAAGAGGACCAAAGAGGUCCAACAUAAGUCCUAUAAAUAAUAACAUAGCAACUAGCCCUAACCAUAAUUCUUACUUGUCUAUACUUCCUAAAUAUCCAGAAGCAGCAGUGGCUUUUUUACAAAAUUCUGGGAUUCCUCCUUGUUUUAUAGGACCUCCUAGUCUUCUAAACGCUCAUGCUAUGACUUCGUACUCAAUGCCAUCGUUAACCCACAUUUUAGAACAACUUCAGCAACACCAGCAACACCAACCAAGUCAGAGUCCUGCGAGACCAUCUUUCAUCGAAAACUGUGAUAGUACUAGACAAAACGAAACCAAUCCAAACUUAGAAAAUUCCAGUAACCAUUCUGACAACAACGAAAGUGGCGAUUUAAUAAUGGACGAGGACGGAGAACAAGAAAGCGAAACGAAACCAAAUAGCGAUAAUCAAACGAACACCGGAGAUUUAGAAGCAGUAAAGAGAAUAUUAGAAACCGUAAACGCUACCGUCACUAAAGAACUUCUGCAAGCCAACAUGCAAAAAAUGUCGUCAGACACAUCUAGCGAAUGUCAAAGUGUUACUUCCGUUCAAUCACCCAAACCAACAUUGAAAUGUACGAAUUGUAAUAAAAAUUUCGACUCGCAACAACAUUUAGAACAACACGAAUGCGAAGACGUUAAAAGCGAAGGCUUAGCAGCGAAAUUAGAAGGCGCCUUUACUACCAAAUCGGAAGACGCACACAACGGCAGCAUCAGCGGCGAAGACCAAGACUACGACAGAAAUUAUAACACGAAUGAUGAAAUCGAUUCUGAAUCAUUCACCACUACCGAUCAUGUCUCGGAGGACGGAAGAAAAGUUCGAGUUAGAUCUUUAAUUUCCGACGAACAACUCAAAGUACUCAAAGACCACUACCAAGUGAAUCCUAGACCGAAACGGGAAGACUUGGAAAAAAUUGCCACGCGGUUAAAUUUUUCAGUUCGAGUAGUUCAAGUGUGGUUCCAGAAUACUAGAGCUAGAGAUAGAAGAGAAGGGAAAUUGAUACAAGUGCCGUACAGUCCAUUACCAUCGUCUCCUCGAUAUAAUUUACCUACAAAAACACAUAUGACCAUGUCUCCAAACCAAUAUAUUUCCGAACAACCUCUCGAUCUUUCCAUUAAAAGAGAAGUUUCAGCUGAAUCAUCUCCUUCCAGUUCUCCUAAUAGGCCUUUAUCAGAUAUAAAUGACGAAGUCGUUAAUUUGAGUAGGAAAACCUCCAGAAGUCCCACUCCUUAUUUACCUUUCCUAAACCAUUACCAAAACUCCAAUUCUUCCGAACCAAGGAGAUCUCCAUCACCUUUAGAAUUCAACAGUAGCCGAUUAGCUCAAAUUUUGGCUCAACCUGCUCACAAACUCGGUUUACCCGGUAUGGGAUUAGUUCCUAUGGAUCAAUUAAUGCAAUUCAGAGGAACCGAUUUACCGAGUUUGUCACAGCUGAUUAGUAAUAGAAUAUCCACUAUGAGUCCCAAUGAAAAAAGAUCUUGGACAGACGGAAGAGACGCGUCUAAUGAUUUCGCAGAGGACGAACAUUCCAAUGCCGGUAGGAGUAAAAUGUCGCAAUUCGUUCUCAAAGGUCUCGGCAGUCCAGUUUUGGGUAACCAGGAUCUUGAAGCAGAAGGACAAUUUACUUGUAAUCAAUGUGAUAAGGCUUUCUCCAAACAGAGUUCAUUGGCGAGACAUAAAUAUGAACAUUCAGGCCAACGUCCUCACAAAUGCGACCAAUGUACCAAAGCUUUCAAACACAAACACCACCUUACAGAACACAAACGUCUCCACAGCGGAGAAAAACCCUUCCAAUGCGGUAAAUGUAUGAAGAGGUUCUCACAUUCUGGUUCUUACAGUCAGCAUAUGAACCAUCGGUAUUCCUACUGUAAACCGUAUAGAGAAUAAAUAUCUUAUAUAUAAACGAAUACCAAAAAGGAAUCGAAAGCAAAGAAUUUCUUAUGUACAGCACUCUUCGGAAAGAUAUUCAGAUCUUCAAAGAAUCUCAAAUGACCAAACUCGAAUGUAAUAAUCAAAGAUGAUGAUCGAAGGCUGUGACAAUAAAAAAUUUAAAUCAUUGAAAAAUUAUAGAACAUCCAAAAUUUGAUUCUCUAAACAUUCUUUUCCCUGAAGAAGGAUCUUGUAAAUGAAACGAAAUUUCGAGUCUACUAAUCAAAAUAAAUCAGUAUCAGACCUUCACAAACAUUCUUAUAACCCAACAGAGUUUCUUUAGAGAAUGCUAAUGAUGAUAAAUAAUUAUCUUGUAAAUAUAAAAAAAAUAUAAAAAACAGUUUGGAAUAACAACAACAACAACAAACAAAAAAAACCAUUUCUUUACAUUUCAGCAAUCUGGAAAGACAAAUUGUAGGUGAAAUUCAAAAAGUUUUAAUAAUGUUUAUACUUUAAUGACUUUCGACUAUUUUAUAAAUCAAAAUUUGACAAAAAAUUACGUAUGGAAUGAACAAAAAAAUUUUCGACGCUUAAAUGUAUCCAUGAUGCUCAAUUAAAUCCCAUUACAAACAAUAUUGUUUGUAAUUUAUAAUUCAGAAGGAUUGCAUUCAAUUUGAUAAAUAUUGUAAUCAAAAUUUUCUUUAGGUGAUGUUUUUAUAAUUUUGGGGUUAUAUAUAACAAAAUUUUUUUCUAGAAUAAUCUAUUCUAAGAAAUCGCCCCCUCCCCCCCCGCAUUUUCACAUAUUGAAUAAAUGUCCUAAUAAUACAGGGAUCCCAUCAGGCGGAUAUAGUUUGGUACUAGAUUAUUUUAAAAAACUGAUAAAGAGGUAGAGUUUUCGUAUGUACCAAAGCUUAACCUCACUCCACAUCGAUGCUUUGAUUCAUUGCCUUCCAAUUAACACUAAAUAGGUUAAAAUUCCGUUUUCUCUAACCUACCCCGUCUCAUAUACAAUAUUCUCAAUAAUAUACCGAUUUUGUAUUCGUCUAUCAGAUGCAUUUCCUCAUCUCUUUUUCCUUUCUUAUUUUCUUUUCAUUUUUUAUCUAUGUAUUUCUAUCUUUUUUCUGCUUGUUCUCUUUCCUUUUUAUAUUUUAUCUAUGUAUUUCCUAAUCUCUUUUUCUUCUUGUUUUAUUUCAUUUCUAUUUUUUUUCUAUGUAUUUCCUAAUUCCUUUUUUCUUCUUGCUUUCAUUUCUUUUUAUUGUUUAUCUAUGUAUUUUCUCAUCUCUUUUUUCUUCUUGUUUUCUUUUUAUUUUCUUUUUUAUCGAUGUAUUUCCUCAUCUUUUUUCUCUGCUUGUUUUCUUUCCUUUUCAUUUUUUAUUUAUGUAUUUCUUUAGUCUUUAUAUAUUUCUCAUAAAUGUACUAUCAGAUAUUAGCAGCUCACAUUUAAUUUUGUAUUUUUCAUUUCAAAAUUACCUCAUUGUAUUUUUUUACAUAAAAUUGAACUGACCUUUAUUUGAGCCGAAUUUUUUAACAAAAUACGAAACGUACUCUAUAUCAAUCUGCUUUAAACUUUGCUCUAAAUUCCUUUAUCCUUCUGUUGAUGUGAUGCUCCUCAUAACACAAAAAAAUAUUCAUAACACAAAAAAAAUUUUUUGUAAUACAAAAUUUAUGUUGGUAAUUUUUUUAAAUAAUUUUGAGGUUAUAACAAAAAAUUAUUAUAAUAAAAGCUAUGAAACUGUUUGUUGGGAUUCUUAUGUUGAAUAUUGAUUCCUCCUAUUACCUUAUUUUCUUCAUUAAAAUUUUGAAAACUUUGAUAUAUUAUCAUCAAAAUCGGCCUGGGAUCAUCGUCACGUGAUUAGAGUUGUGGUGCCACUUGUUAAUGUAUUAAUUUUUUUUUUCGACAUCUUGUUUAGAUUUUAAUUUCAGGACUCUUUAAACUUUAUGUAAUUUGUAAAUAACUUGUCUGGUACCUGUACAAUAAUACUCAUAGUAUACAGCGGAACAGUGCCAGUUGAAAAAUCCAGGUCUUCCACCACUUUAUUUAGUCAGUGGUGUAGCAGGCAGUGGGGCACCAAGGCAAUUGUUAUUGAAAAAACACAAACAUUUAGUCAUUAUUAUGUGCAAUUGAACAAAAUGAGUUACCGUAUUUAGUAAAGUAUGAUAUUAACAAAAUUUUGUGAUUGGAAGAUUUAGAUAUUAUUUUUAUAAUAUUGCCAUAAAUUGUAGAUAAUGUAAGAUAUAUUAUAUUGCUUUAUUCAAAGUGCCAUAUACCGAAAAAAAAAUGUAUAGCCUAAAUGUAGAUAUAUAUAUAUUUUGGUUUCGACACAUCGAUUACUUAGAAAUAUAAGCGUGGUAACAUGCAUUUAGUUUAUGGGGUUAGGAAAAUUUUUUUCCAUUAUCCAACAACUUCUAACACCAACGUGAUAUUUUUUCACCAAAUUCCCAUUCAAAUUGAUACGAUAAAUUUAAACAUACUAUAUAUUUUUUUACAUUUAAUCGAUCACCACUCCACUAAACUAAAGUUGUAGUAUAUCUCAAAUUAUGUUCAAGUUCGGGGAAAUUAUCAAAAUAAGUCAAUUUUAUUCUAAAAGGGGUCAAUUUCCAUCUAGAAGUUGUCAAUUUUCUAAUAGCUCCAAUCCAUAUUUUCCCUUGGAAAACUUUAAAUGACAAAAAGAGUUACUUAACAUCACAUACUCUCCAUCCUUAACUAUAAACUUCAACUGAUACGAUAAAAUUAAACAUACUGUAUAUUUUUUUAUCAUUAACUGAUUACCACUUCACUAAACUACUUAACUAAUACACUAUACUGAAGUUUUUUCUAAAAGAUUCUAUUCUGAGUGUGGUGCUCACUCUACCUCGUGUUAUCACAUCCAAAAUCCUAAUAACAAGUAAAAUUUAUUACCCCAAUAUCUUAAAUUAUGUACAAGGUUGGGGAAAUUACCAAAAUAGGUCAUUUUUAACCUAGAUGGGUUCAAUUUUCUAGUAGUUACAGUUUCUAGUUUCGCUUGGAAAACAUUAAAUUUCAAGGAAAGUAACUUAACACCUCAUUUUCUCCAUUUUGCAUUGAAAACUUAACUCAAAAUUUUGAAAUACAAUAAUUAAGACUAAUAAUUUCAAUAAUUCCAAUUUUCAUAAAACAAUGUUGUAUUUUCCUAAUGAAAACGAUUAAAAUAGCAUAGAUAAGAAAGCAGCUUCAAAACUAAACCUUAAGUUUGGAUGUUUUCCAAAAAGUUUUUUUUGGCACUAGGGGGAUGUACAAACAAAUUUGAAACUGCAAAAAAGAUUCAACACAAUUUUAUUGAAAUUGUCCUAUUUUGGUAAUUUUGCAGUUUCAAAAAUAUCAAUUAUCAUAAAAGAUUUUCAUAUUUUCCAAAAAUAGCAUACAAAAACUGAUUUUAUGGAAAUUGUCCUGUUUUGGUAGUUUUGUAGUUUCAAAAAUAUCAAUUAUCAGAGUUAAUAGAUAAUGAAAGGUUGAAGGUUUUUCAAGAUGUAGUCCUUAGCGUUAGAGGGAUGUAAAAACAAUUUCGAAACAAAAUAUUCAACCUCUUCAAAUUGUCCUACUAUACCUAUUUGGUGUUGCAAAUUUCAAUUUGAUCACCGAAUAUAAAUUGUAGUGAAAAGAGUCUUUCAAUAUUAGAUUUUCAUUAGGUGCUUUUUUGUAUGUUUAAACUUUAAAAAAAAUCCAGUUUUUGUUCGACUUUAAAAUAAUUAUUCAUUAACUCAACAAUAAAAAUUUGAGUAAUUAUUUAGAUUAUUAAUUAUAUAGAUUACACCCUUCCGGUUUCGUUAAAAUUUCAGUUUGCUAUAGAGAAAAUUACUCUGAACAAGAAUAUGUACAGGGCGCGGAAACCAUCCCUUAACUAAAAUUCUCUGCAAAUUUUAUAAUACAUGAUGUAAUCAUUACGUAAUGAAGACAUGCGAAGCUAAACUAUGAUGUAUAAAAUAUUUUUCUUUUUCUGGAACUUCAAAGUUGAAAGUUUUGUCUUGCGCUCCCUAUAUUUAUUUUCUUGUUCGGCGUUAUUUUUUCUUUAACAAAAUCCUAGGGGUGUAACUUAAUCUGGGUUACGUGAUUGGAAAUAUAAUAAAAAUUUUCCUAGCCCCUUUUAAUUUUUAUAAUAUAUUAAUAUAAACAGUACAAUAAAGAGGCGAAACGGUCUCUGCAUCGAGGUGUUACAUGACAAUACGUAGAGAGCUCAUAGUUUUCAACAAUACAAUGAAUAUAAUGGUGCAAGUCGUUACUUUUAUAAGCAUUUAUUUAAAAUAUUUAAUAAAUUAGUAAGUUGACGGUGUAUUUGUUACCAAUCAGAUGUUUUAGAUAUGUCUAAUUUAAGUAUGAGGCUCUUUUGAAAAUUUGCUUCAAUAUUUUGUUUUUUAUUUUGUACAUAUUAAUUUUAAAUGUUUUUUUUUCUUUAGUUAAUUCUGUGCAAUGUUCAACCAUUUUCAUUGUAGCGCUUUUUGUUUAUGGAACUAUUUAAUGAUUCCAUUUACAUUUAUAGUGUUUUUAAAUAAUAUUACUAAUAACAAUGUUUUCAAUUAACUAUUGGAAAUGGAAACUGACAGCGGUGGAAAGUGAGAAUGACUUGGUUGUACAAAAUUUUCAAUUAUUUUCUUUCUAAAUCUAAAUCUAAAUUUUUCAAUGUUUAGUAACGAAAUUGAUGUAUAAGAGACUCAUUAUUGUGAAUAAAUAUAUGUAUAUACAUUAGACUGUUUCAAAAACAUUAAUUAAUAUUGAAAAUAUUCUUUGAAAUGACGAAAAAAGAAUAUUCUGAAAAUUUAGAGCUCUGUGGGAAAAUUUUUACUAGUUGAGUCAAAACGUAUUUUUGUAGAGAAUUGAACGCUCUACAAAAAAAAGAUUGUUAUAAAUUUUUUGAUAUAUUUACUUCUUCAAAAGUUAUUUAAGACUAAACUAAAUUUUUACAUUUUUCUAAAUUUCCGACACAACCAUCAACUUUACGAUAAAAUUUAAUAGGACUUUUUUUGUAAAACAUUUAAUUUCCUAUAACUUAUCUCUCAAAAUAUUUUUGAUAUUUUUUAUAGAUCGUAAGUUAUUUGCAAGAAACGCUUUUUUUUAAGUUCUCAUUGUAAUGCUUGAAAUUAAUCAUCAUAUUCAUCAUAAAUAACUUACGAUCUGUAAAAAAUAUCAAAUUUUAUUUAUUAUUAUCAUAAAGUUAUUGGUUGCGUCGGAAAAUUAGAAAAAUGUGAAAAAUUUUAAUCAAAUACAUCUUUAGCAUUGAAUAACUUUUGAAAAAGUAAAUAUAUCAAAAAAUUAUAAGAAUAUUUUUUGUAGAACGUUCAAUUUUCUACAAAAAUAUGUUCUAACUCAGCUAGUCCGAUGACUUGUUAAAGAGUUAAUAAUUUCCAAAGUUAGAAAAAAAAAAUUUCCCACGUUAAUCAAAUGGAAAAUUGAAAUUUUCGACGCGGCACUUCUUAAUAUUAAUAUUAAGUGCUCUAAAUUUUUUAGGAUUAUUUUUUCGUCAUUUCAAACAAUAUGUUCAAUAUUAAUAAGAAAAAAAUAGUCUAAUAUACAUUUACGCUGCCGGACAGCUUCAUUUUCAAUAAUUUAGUAUCCACGGUGGACUGACCCACCAAAUGUAAAAAAAAUAGUGUGGGGAUCCAAUUGGAAAAGGUUGACAUGUGAAACUGUUUUAAUCGAAACCUUAUCAUUCAAUAUUUCUAUCCUAACUUUCUCAACCUUUUUUCUCGGUCUUCCUUUCUUGUUUCGUACACUCUUUUAACCAUUUUUUUUCCUCCGAUUCUUGUAAAAUGUUCAUAUCAUUUUAGCUGUGCUUCUUCUAUUUAGAAUCUAUAGGGUUUAUCCCUAGAAUUUUCCUGUAAGUAUUAUCCCGUCCAAUUUCUAUUUCCUUCUAUCUUAUAUAUCUCUUUAUUUUAAUUCUUUGUCUAUACUACUUUUAAACAAUUGUUUUAAAGUCCCUGUUCUCUUCCUUUCUUGCUGUUCUUCCUUCAUAUACUAUUUUGUCUUGUUCUAUUCUUGAAACCUGUCCAAACAAUCUUACCUGCGUCUCUUCUAUUUUAGUAUCUAUAGAUUUUUCCUGUACGUAUUUUUUUAUCCUGUCUAAUUCUCCAUGCUCUGUAUCGUAUUUGCGUUGCCGUCCUUUAUUUUUCUACUUCUCGUUAUUUAAAGCUUAAUUUGAUUUUGUUCCAUUUAGAUAUAUUUCAUUUAUUAUUACUUAUAAUCAAUAUCUAUGUUUUCUUUCUUCUACUUUUUUAUCUUUAUGUUGAUGUUUUCAAAGGUUGCAUUAUAUAUUAUUAAAUUUUUGUUUAAAAUUCUUUCGUCCUUAGAGAUUAGUACCAAAUCAUCUGUAUAAGCUAUUUCCGAUACCUUGACUUUUUCCUUAUUCUAUAUGUUUGGUUUUUUUUCUUGGCUUCUUUUAUACCAUCAUCUUCUAAUAUUGUUAACUAUUAAUCUUUUAAAAAACUAUAGCGAAUAUAGAGUAGUAAAUAUUUUUUAACUGGUACAUUGUUAUUAGUAUAUUAAAUGUGAAUUUUUUGUUUGAACUUCUGUAAAUAUGUUUUAUUUUUGAAGCGGCAUAUGUUAUCUAGUACACAAUUUUUAAAUGUUUAGUGGUUUUCAAAAGAUGCCGAAAAGUAUUCGAGUCAUUCCAAAAUUCGUACCUAAAUGUUGAUUUUCCAGUGUGCAAGAUUCUACAUUGUAAGAUUUUGACAAUAAAGUAGCUAUUUGAUAUAAACUUAUUUAGUAACGCUGUUAAAUGAAAAAAAAAAGUAGCAUUUAUUCUAGGAAUCUCAAAAGGUAUGUGAGAAUUGGAGAUAUAAGAAAAUUAUAUAUAUAUACGAUUUAUAUUAAUGCAUAAAAAAUUUUUAAUAAUUCUUAAGAUACUCUAUGGAUUUCUGUGUAUAGGUACAUUAUGUAAAUAGUAAAUGUUCUUUCCUUCACCGUCUGAAAGUAAUUUUUCCUUUUUCAGACAUUGAAGAAGUUUGUCCUCGUAUACAUAUUAAAGUUUAUCUACAUUUAAAUUUAAUGAUAUCUUUUUAUUUUUAUAUUAAUAUUCAGCUUCAAAUAUAAAAGUUUAGUCACUUGCGUGCAAAUUACCAUUUGCCAUCCUUGUUGUGUGUAUUUUUUUUUUGUUAAAUAUUGUAUUUUUUUAUACAUUGGCUAGUUUUACCAAAGAUUCUGUAAUAUAUUUAGCCAUAUACAUAGUUUAAUGUUCGAUUUUGUUUAUUUUUAUCAGUUUUUUUUUUAUGUUUAUAUAAAUGGUCUUGUAAAAAUGGCGAUUAUAACGAAUGUCUGUGUAAAUUCUAUUAAAAAGUUGAAAAAUGUAUUUUACUCAACCUGAAUAAACUACCUACCGAAU
Diorhabda carinulata is the source of this 10480-nucleotide messenger RNA. It is a transcript of the gene zfh1, whose product is annotated as zinc finger protein 1. The coding region runs from base 303 to 3170 and encodes 955 amino acids. The record is from RefSeq and is a predicted model, not a curated record. NCBI's taxonomy places the organism in Eukaryota, Metazoa, Arthropoda, Insecta, Coleoptera, Chrysomelidae. Gene Ontology annotation, molecular function: RNA polymerase II cis-regulatory region sequence-specific DNA binding; DNA-binding transcription factor activity, RNA polymerase II-specific. Gene Ontology annotation, biological process: regulation of transcription by RNA polymerase II; anatomical structure development. The transcript is spliced from 6 exons.